Symbiodinium sp. CCMP2592 is the source of this 684-nucleotide messenger RNA. Lineage: Eukaryota; Dinophyceae; Suessiales; Symbiodiniaceae. The record is from the annotation of a GenBank genome assembly.
AUGGCGGUGACGUGGCACGACCAGAAUGGAAAAACCGAAGGGGACCGCGGGCGGUUCCAUUUUGGGAAUGUUGAAACACUGGAAAGAGACUUCGUGCUUUGGAAGCUUCCCAAGAGAUGCGGGAGAUGGUGCAGUGAUGGUGCAGUGAUGGUGCUAAAUUUGGCGUGGAAGUUGGAAAAGGAGAAGCUGGAGCCAGCCCAGGGAAUUCCACUCAUGAUACAAAACCUAGUGUUGGAGACGUUUGUCCAGCUGGAGGCCACCACGGUAGCGCGCGAUCUGUUUGUUGCUCAAGAUGAAGGUCCAGUUCAACUUGAGACACAGGACGAAAAGGACUUUCUGGGCCAGACGAAAGCACUUGGUUUUACCAUGGUUGGGGAAUCGCUUCCUGCCGGGCUCGUCCACAUUCGCAAGCCGGAGAAGCUUGUGCCGGAUGACGAGCAGAUGCUCCAGGAAAUUGGGGAUGAGAUUGUGCAUGCAGCACUAGACGAGGUCACUCGGAGACACAGUGAGAAGAGGUGUCAAGAGAUGUCAAGAGAGUGUCCACGUUGCUCGGAUCUUGGUGCUGCAUUUGUCAUGGUCACAUCGCUCACCAAUGCAAUGCCUACACAGUGUUUCCAGGUACCACGCGGAUUCCACGUGCAAGCGCUUUCAGCUUGCCUUCAUGCUCUGGAAUGUCGUUUCUGA